UAUGGCGCUUUGAGAAUGCAUCUAUGCAUUGACGCCACGUCAGUUUUGUGCUUGUUGUUGGGUUGUCUUUGCAACUGACCCAUUAUGGGACACCGCCAAGUAAGCAGCCGGUGCAGUAAUAAGAAUAGGACGCCAGCUUGAAGUCAUGAUGUGGACCAUCCACAGUGUUGCCAGCUCACCGUGAUGAACUUUAUCAGGCACCACUGGACCAGCUAUACUUGAUGCAUUAAAAGAAGACACCAAGAUUCACAGGUUUGGGAUUUAACUGGGAAAGAAUGGAGUGUUCCUCUCUGCUCGUCAUUACUCUGGCAUUGUGUCACCCUUCACUGGGAAGCUUUUCAGAUUCACACGGCGAUUCACUUGGAAGGACUCAAAGCACAGAAGCCAUCAUCCAUCCUGUGAGUGAAGUCAGAGGGAACAGCAGCGUGCUGGGCAGUGGAAAUAGAGUGGAUAGCGCAAUUCUUCCUCUUACUGAGGAAACAAGAAAGCAAAAUGAGUCGGCAUCAACCAGUGCCUCGACCGUAACGCUUCCUCUUUCACUGACUGGAGUAGCCAAUACGAAUUAUUCGGUGACAAUGCUCAAUCAGUCGAGUGUAAAAUCGCCGGACUCUCUUUUGGAAGGCAGACGCGCAAGAGUUGAUCAUCGUCCUCAAACAGGUGCAGACCACUCUGUCGAAACCCGUGGGUUUUCCUCGGUGAGCAAUUUGUCAGGACCCGGACGACCCUGCAUUCCAAGUCCUUGUGUCGCUCUCGCCAAUUACAACGGCACCAACCUGCUGUGGGAAGACAUGAGGCGCACGCUGGCGUUCGCCUGGGAAAUCCACGUCUUCGGCUCGGCCGGCCUCUUCAUUCUGAUGGCGUCCGUGGCCGUUUUAGGAAUGGCCGGCGCCUCCACUCUCCCUUACCCCCACUGUGUUUCGCUAAUGCUGGCUAACAGCGCCCUGAUCGUGAGUGGCGCUCUGCGGGCCGUUCACCUGCUGCUGGAUCCUUACGGUACUCGUCAGAUCGUGUCUCACACUACGCUGGCAGCACUGCAGAACAUUCCCAUGCAGCUGUUGCUGUGGGCUCAGGUCACCCUCACACUUAUCACGCCCAGGAGGUUCAAAUUGUUGCUUUUCCCAGUCAUGUUACAGCAGCCUCAAGUUGUUGUGGGACUGCUUGUAUCACACUGCGCAGUUUUGUUGGGCGCAGAUUUAUAUUUCACCGCUUUCUUUCCACUCUUCCCUCUUUUGCUGCAGACUCUGUCGCUCUGUUGGGGUCUUCCGUUUUGCCUAGAAAUACUCGUGAAGUCCCUCUGCCAUUCAAAUACGUGCCUCAGGUCAUCGCUUCCUCUUGGGGUUCCUUUACAAAGGAUCGAGAGGUGUGCCAAGCGAGUAAUGGCCGUGUGUGCCUGCCUUGGCAUUAUGUGCUGCAACCUUCAGAUCUGUAGUCUUCUCUGGCUCUACGGCCUGAUGGGCAACUGGAGGCGUUUCGGUUGGUGCUGGUGGCUGAGCCAGUUUUGGGCCAGGAUCCUGGAGUUAGCCUGGGGUUCCUCGUUGCUCGUCUUGGGAUCCUGGAUCUUCUGGAUGCCCACCAGGAGGCGCAGCAGGCAUGAAGUGUCUAAAAGAGGGAGCAAGACGACGAGCUUGUGGGACAAGGUUUUGGCCAGUUUCCGAAAAAGGCAACUCAAAAGAACUGAGAAGAAAUGGAGAAGGCUGCUGCCAAACAACCUGGCAAAGCAGAACUUCUCGCCGGGAAAUUUCAGCAAUAGCAUGAUGUGUCCAUAUGAUGAUCAACCAUCUGUCAUCGUAUCAGAAUACAAGCGGGAACCUUCUGGCAAUAACAACUAUGACUCGCAGGCUACACUCUUGUGGCAAAGAGUUGGUGAGCGAGAAUGUAUUCUCUCGCUGAUAGAAUUUGACACGAGGUCCCCAUCUCCCAUUACCCUGAGAUGCGGUGCCGACAGCGCUCUUCAUCACGGGCAGCUUUUGGCCGGAAGCCUGUUCACACCUCCUCCUCCCUCUUGGACACAUUCUGAUGGAGAGAAUGGCAUGGCGACAUUCCCCCCAGCUUAUGUUGACAACGGCUGGAUGAUGGAUACAGAGUCCAUCCCUGCAUCUCUGGACCACUUCCAUGCCACAGAGCCAACAAAGUCAAACAGUGCUGCCACCGGUCACUGUUAUAAUGGGGAGUCACCAAAAGGACUUCAGGAAGACGAACUUUGUUCAAAGUUUUCAUCACCCUCGUAUCAGAAUGAUUGGUCUGAUGAAGAUGUCACAGACCUUUAA
Messenger RNA from Hippocampus zosterae (dwarf seahorse), 2267 nucleotides. Its product is annotated as proline-rich transmembrane protein 3-like. The transcript is spliced from 3 exons. NCBI's taxonomy places the organism in Eukaryota, Metazoa, Chordata, Actinopteri, Syngnathiformes, Syngnathidae. The coding region runs from base 276 to 2267 and encodes 663 amino acids. The record is from RefSeq and is a predicted model, not a curated record.